ACCUCAGCUCCGUUUUUCAAGUAUUCUUUUGAUAAAAAUCUUGUCUGGUGACCCUCUUGUUUCUCCUUCUUGGGUACUCAUAUUUUCCAUCCAAAUAUGAUGAAAAUAGGUGGUGUUCUUGUUUGUCUUUUGAUUGUUUCCAUGGAUGUUGGAGCAGGAAUUCUUGGCAUCCAAGCAGAAGUUGCACAGAACAAGGUUAAUCAGUUGAGGCUCUGGAUAUUUGAAUGUAGACAACCAAGCCGUGAUGCUUUCAAGCUGGGGUUAGGUGCAGCAGCUCUUCUGGUUCUAGCCCAUGUUAUUUCUAACUUACUUGGCGGUUGUAUGUGCGUCUGUUCCCAAGAGGAGUUCCAGAAAUCUUCACCUAACAGGCAACUAUCUGUGGCGUGUUUCAUUUUCUCUUGGGUAGUAUUAGCCAUUGGAUUAUCAUUGCUGGGGAUUGGUAUAUUAUCAAAUAACAAAUCAAGAGCAUCCUGUGGCUUCACACACCACCAUUUCCUGUCCAUUGGAGGCAUUGCCUGCUUUGUUCAUGCUCUCUUCUGCGUUGCCUAUUAUGUUUCUGCCACUGCUGCUAACGAAGAAAAGUAACAUCGUUUUUUCAAACUUUACUAUCUAAUCUUUAAUAUUUCUUUUAGGCUCCAAUGUGACCCUUUUCUCGGGUUCAGAUUAAAAAUAGAUGUAACGAUAUGUUUGGAUGACAUUAUUACGCUCUCCAUCUAAUACUGCUCUUCUUUUGUCUAUUAGGCAAAGGGAAAUUAUAAUUAAAAUAUUAUGUCAUAU
Rubroshorea leprosula is the source of this 777-nucleotide messenger RNA. Lineage: Eukaryota; Viridiplantae; Streptophyta; Magnoliopsida; Malvales; Dipterocarpaceae. The record is from the annotation of a GenBank genome assembly.